GCACGGACUAAUGGGGGUAUGGAUUGCCCACGCGGUGCACUGGGAUUACCUCAGGUACCGCCCGGGACGGCAGGAUGGGGCCAUGCGCACAUCUUGGAAGACGACCCGAAAGUUGAGAAGGAGCAAGUAGCUGGAGAAACUGAUGGCCUGGGACGCCGAGACCGCCGGGCUCCUCUUGCAGAUCCGCAACCUGGGAAGACGCAAGGACUGGCAACGCAUCCUUCAAGUGCUCGGCGCGCUGGGCAAGCGCCUCCAGAGCAUCCAUGUCAGCGUUGCCAUGACAGAGUUGGAGAAGUGUGGGGCAUGGCAACUCGCACUCAGCCUGCUUGGCCACACUCAAACUGAUCAGAUCACCUUCAACACCGCCAUCAGCAUAUGCAUGAGGCUGGCAAUGUGGCAGCAAGCACUGACCACUCUGGCUCUUAUGGGCAGUCGCCAUGUUCAAUCCGACGUUGUCAGUUGCAGCGCCGCAAUCAAAGCCUGCGAGAGCGCCUCCCAGUGGCGAGCUGUGCUGGAUAUCCUCGCGGACAUGCCAGCCAGGACAAUCGCGCCGAACGUGGUGACCUACAGUACUGCCAUCAGUGCGUGCGGCAAGGCAGCUUUGUGGACAAGGGCUUUGGCCUUGCUGAGCGAGAUGCACAGAACAAGGCCGAACCUGAUUUCCUGGAAUUCGGCCGUAAGUUCAUGCGCAAACGCUAUGGAGUGGAGGAGGGCGCUCGAAUUGCUGAUGGCCUCAAGUGCGAGCAUCCAGCCAGACACCAUCACGUACAAUGCUUGCGCAGCGGCCUGUCAAAAGGCAGUUUGUUGGAAGCUAGCCACCGGCCUUGUGGGCGAGAUGCGCCGAGCAGCGGCGGUCCCCAGCACCGUGACCUACAACUCGUGCAUCGCGUGCAGCAGUUGGGCACGGCAGGUGGCGCUGCGCGAUGCCAUCGGCCACGCAGGGCUGCAGAUCUCUGGUGCCACGCUGGUGGCCAUGAGCUUCCGCUCCUGGCGCAGCGGGCUGAAGGCCCUGAGUGCGCGGCAGCUUGACGCUCAGUGCGCCGGUGCCGCCGCCCGCACCCUGGCAGUGUCCGGGGCAUGGGUGCGGGCGUUGCUGGCGGGCAUUGAGAACCAGUUCAUGCGCAACGGCGCCAUCGCUUCCUGCCAGAGGAGCAACCAGUGGGCCACAGCUCUGUGCCUCUUAUACCAGCGCUCCUUUGUGGCAGACGUCGUGAGCUACAACUCGGCCAUCAGUGACACAUUCACCUGGGCAGCAGUUUGUCACAUGGUUGCCUCCCUUUGCUCCCGCGGCUUACAGCCGAGCCUGAUCAGCCAGAACUCUGUUCUCAGCGCCUGUGGGAAAGGCGGGCAGUGGUCUCUGGCCUUGCUGCGCCUAGCGAUGCUGACUACGCCGAGCACCGUGUCCUGCAAUGCUGCGAUCAGCGCCUGUGAGGAGCGCGGCUUUUGGGAUCAGGCACUGGCUAGUCUGACGGCCCUUCCGCGAGCAGAGGUGCAGGCUGAUAUCGUGGGAUUCUCCGCUGCUGUGAGCGCCUGCGAGAAGGCUGGGCGCUGGAAGUGCGCGCUGGGCGUGCUGAAGAGUUUAGGCGCGUUGGUGGCCAACCUCGUGUUCUGCAACGCGGUGACCAGUGCCUGCGAAAGUGCGGGCAAGUGGCCGCACGCAUUCUGGAACGUUCAAAGCCUACGCAGCCAGUCACUGCAGACUGAUGUCUUGAGUUACAGCGGGGCAAUCAGCGCUGCAGAGAAAGCAGGCAAGUGGGAACUGCCUGUCCUCAUCUUGGCAGGCCUGGAAUCAGCGCAGCUGCAAGUUGAUGAUAUGUGCUUUGGAGCUGCCAUCUCUGCCUGCCAGCGAGCUGAACGAAACCAGACCGCCAAGCCAGCACGCCGUGCAAGAGCCCGUUGCAUCCGAUUCAACGCGUUAUGCAAGCGGGGCGAUGCAAGUUGCCACCGCGAUCCACAACAGACAGGACUUCUCGGGUGCAUUGCGCUUUGCGCCCUCGGCGCCCUCGGCGAGGCCUUCUGCCAAGCCUCAAGGAGCAGGCGGCUGACCUGCGCCUUUGCCAGGAGCAGCGGGCCGGACACGUGGUGGUGGCAAGGCGGCCCUGGAGACGAAAGCGAAGAAGAGAUGACAGUGUACGUGCCCAUCCCAGAGAAUGUCCCUGUCACAGAGGUUGUGGUAGAGAUAAGGCCCACCCGCCUGUUCGUCGGCCUCAAGAAUCAGAAGCCAUUGUUGGAGGGACCGCUCUGGAAGGAAAUCAAGGCAGAUGAGUCUGGGUGGGUAGUGGAUUGGGAACAUGGCAAGCGGUGCAUCAUCCUCACGCUCAUCAAGAGGGAUGACUACGAUCACCUACUGAAGCCGGACGCUGACCAACCAUGA
Molecule: messenger RNA, 2374 nt
Organism: Effrenium voratum
Lineage: Eukaryota; Dinophyceae; Suessiales; Symbiodiniaceae
Source: the annotation of a GenBank genome assembly